AUGACGUUCCCGACGAAUGGGGCGCUGGCGGGCGGCUUUUACGGCCAGGGCAUCUACCUCGCGGAGGACCCGUCCUACCCGAUCGGCGGCCGGUAUGCGCACCGCGUCUCCGGCUCGGGCGGGAGUCGCGUGCAGCUGCUCAUCGUGAAGGCCGCCCUCGGCUCGCAGCAAGAGAUGGGGCAGCAGAUUAGCGCGGAGACGAGGGCGAUGCGCAUGCGGACCGUGCGCGGCGGGCCGCACCGCCCCUUCCUCUCCGGCGGAGGCGAGAACGGGUGCGACGCCUCCAUCGUGCACGUGGUGUACGAGUCGCGCCAGAUGUACCCGGCGUACGUGAUCGAGGUCGAGAUGGAGAUGGGGGCCGAGGUGGUGGCGGCCGUGCGCAAGAACUCGGCGGAGGGGAGUGCGAGCGCCGGCCCGGCACCCAAGCGGCAGCGCCACGCUGCGCCGAGCGGCGGCGGCGGCGGCGGCGGCGGCGGCGGCUCCAGCGGCGGCGGCUCCAGCGGCGGCGGCUCCAGCCAUUCUGCUGCUUAUGUCCCCGCUGCUGCGCCACCGAGCGUUGCGGAGGUGCGGGCGAUGGGCGUGGCGGCGGCGGUGGCGGCGCUGCGGGCGCACGCGUCGGUCAGUCGCGUCGCGCUUGUGGCCUGCGGGCGGUUGGCUGAGCUGUGCUUAGAGGCACAGAACAGGCAACCUGCGGCGGAUACGGGCGCGAUCGAGGCGAUCGUGGCGGCGCUGCAGGCUCACCCGCAGGUGGUGGGUGUGCAGCAGAAUGGCUGCGGGGCGAUGGCCAACGCGCACCCAGAGGUGGCGGGUGUGCAGGAGGAAUGCUGCCGGGUAGUGGGCAGCGUGUGCUUUGGCACCGACGCCGCAGGAAUCGCACGCAAACAGCGCGCAGCAGGCGCGGGCGCGAUGGAGUUG
This is a messenger RNA of Emiliania huxleyi CCMP1516, 915 nucleotides long. RefSeq lists its product as hypothetical. The annotation marks the transcript as partial. The transcript is spliced from 4 exons. The record is from RefSeq and is a predicted model, not a curated record. NCBI's taxonomy places the organism in Eukaryota, Haptophyta, Isochrysidales, Noelaerhabdaceae.